UUUGCAGACUGCGGCCAGUAAAAAAACGCAAGGAGUGCACCAAAAUACAGGCUGAUUCAAAUACAAAUGUGGAGACAUGCACAAGCCCGACUUCAACGGAGAAUUCUGCUGGCCACCUAGCAAAUGAACGCCCCAGGUUUAAGUUGCGUCUGCGGCCCGGCACAUUUGCUUCAGUCAUCGUCGACAAAGGUGACUUUUCUUUAUAUACACGCGCCACGCAUGCCCGCAUUUGGAAAUGUUCCCGGGGUCAAUCCGAGAAUCUUAGUUCAACCUAGAUACUACUGCUACAAAUUAAGCCCAGCGUCUUUUAGCAGUCCAAACUUUGAAUUUCAGAUGUAUGAUGAAAUGUGGAAUGGGCAUGUAUAGCUGUAAUUUUCACGUUUUUAUUUGAAACAGAGAAAAGUGACCUCACGCC
Molecule: messenger RNA, 415 nt
Organism: Metschnikowia bicuspidata var. bicuspidata NRRL YB-4993
Lineage: Eukaryota; Fungi; Ascomycota; Pichiomycetes; Serinales; Metschnikowiaceae
Exons: 1
Coding region: 124-366 (80 amino acids)
Source: RefSeq, a predicted model, not a curated record